This is a messenger RNA of Penicillium cataractarum, 312 nucleotides long. RefSeq lists its product as uncharacterized. The record is from RefSeq and is a predicted model, not a curated record. NCBI's taxonomy places the organism in Eukaryota, Fungi, Ascomycota, Eurotiomycetes, Eurotiales, Aspergillaceae. The transcript has a single exon. The coding region runs from base 1 to 312 and encodes 103 amino acids.
AUGACCCACACGGCUUCCGUCAUCGUUCAGGUCCAGGGAUCAUCUGAUCAGGCAUCUGCUCUUGAAGCACAGCUGCAAUCCGUUCCCAAAGACGCCAAACACCUCGAAGUUGAGGGUGAUACACCUUCCGAUGUGGAAAGGUCCAUUCUCGGAUCCCAUUUCUCUAAUGUCGAGUCUCUCCUUUUAUGCGCUGGUCAUAAUGAAGAUCUCAACGAUAAGGGAAUCCCUUUUCACGGGCCUCUGCAGAAACUCGAGAUCGUCGAUUCAGCCUCCGAGGUCUUUCAAAGUCCCUUCGUUCUCGAUCCCACUUGA